Messenger RNA from Symbiodinium pilosum, 1971 nucleotides. NCBI's taxonomy places the organism in Eukaryota, Dinophyceae, Suessiales, Symbiodiniaceae. The record is from the annotation of a GenBank genome assembly.
AUGUUGACGCCUGCACAUGCCAGUGCAUCCCUAUUGAAUGUUACCUUUGUGAAUGAUUUGCAGAGAACGGACUGCAGCUUGUAUUGGCAUGGUUCGGCUCCAUCUGGGCCUCGCAAAGACUUUGGGCCCAUAUUCGCAGGCUUGCAUAAAGAGUUGGAGGUGUCCGAGGGGCAUGUCUUCACGUUCGCUCGUGCUGGUACGUUGACACCAUUGCUGAGGGUGACCGUGACCUCACAAGUUCAUCGCUACAUUCUCAACGACACCGUGGCAAAUGAGGCGGAAUCGACAGCAUGCGCUGCCUCCUUGCAGUCAGAUGCCUCCUUGCCGGCUGCAUGCUCGUCCGUUUUAUCUUGCACGGAUUGUGUGCGUGUGCCUGGCUGUGGCUGGUGUGUCAUCUCGCACGCGAUAGCAACAAGCUCCACGUGCAAUGAUGCAAACGCAGAAGACCGGUCCGCAGACGAAUGGUUGAGCUUGGCUAAGAAGCUGAUGAAUCCUGAGAACUCCUCCGGCCUUCCAUCGCUCCGAGAAGCCUACCAAGCCCUCGAGAGGGGAACACGCCAAGCCCUGAAAAAAGACAACGCGACCACGUCCCCAAUCCAUUUGCUGCUUGCCGAGAUGAGGGCCAAACUCGAAGGAAUCAUCGAUGAGGCAGAUGCGGACUACCUAAUUUCAACAACGCGACACGCGUCCCUUUCGAGCCUUAAGCCCCAGAAUGUGCCGCGCCGCAAGAUGGCUGAUGCCAAUGCUUUCAUAUCUCGUGCGCAGCCCGUCAUUAUCACAGACUUGUUUAGCAACUCGACCGACUCGAGGCACCCCAUACCGCAGAAGUGGACGCUGGAGUACCUCAAGCGAUUCAUGCACGGCGGCCUCUACAAUGUGGCCGCAGAUGCUCAGAGGCUCUGCUGUCAAUACUACGAGCCCAGGCGUGUUGCUGCUGAGGCAGGUUAUCCAUAUCCAUUUGCUCCCACAACGCACCUGUAUCGGGAUGACUUCAAAGGCUUCGUUGGGACACUGCGACGUGCAAAUUCCGCAGAUGCAUUGCUACACUACAUGCACGAUGUAGUUAUGGAGAGGGAUGGAGCUGCAGUGGUGGCUGGUAAGCAAGCCACGCAGCAACUAGCUUCUGAUUUGGCCGCGACGCUGGCAGCACUAUGGCCUUUGGCCGAGAUGCAGCCAUUUUUUGCCGGUAUCGCGAACGCAAAGUUGUGGAUUGGUCAGAAGGGCGUGACUAUGCGUCUGCAUUAUGAUUCCUCUGACAACUUGUACGUGAUGGCCUGGGGCAGGAAGCGUGCAAUACUUGCAGAACCAGGUCAGUUCGGAGCCCUUUAUCCUUAUCCAAAUGGGCACCCCCUCGCAGGGAGCUCUCAAGUGAACCUCAGCGACCCAGACCUCGAAAGGCACCCUGGCUUUGCGCAUGCUACUCUUUGGGAGACUGUGGUGGGGCCUGGCGACGUUCUGUACCUGCCAGCCUACUGGUGGCAUCAGUUUGAACAGCCAUUUGAGGACACCGCUUCGGUGAACUUUUGGUCGUAUGAGCGCACAGAUAGUCCGCCAGUGAACGUGCGAGAUAGGCGACUGCAGACCAACGCGCUGCAUGACCAUAUGGAAAGGCAGAUUGUCAAGGCCUUCAAGAACAAGGCAGGUGUGGUGCUAUCAUCCUUGGCUUCUGGAAGAGUAAAGAAGAAGUUUUGGGAGCGUGCAAACCGAACACUGCACGAGGCAGCGGACGACUGGAGGAAGUGGAUGUUGAGCCUUCCAAAUGCGCCCAGUGAAGAUGCAUACAAUGCCACCGAGCUUAUCAGCGACUUCCUUCAGAGGCACCGAGAUGUUCUCAAACAGCGCUGGCCCGGCUGGGUGCCUGGAAUAGAAUGGAACAUGUCUAAGAUGACUGCUCUGGAGCCACAUCUUCGCGGGCGUUGCAAGCCUGCAACUAAAACUGCCACCUUUUCCAGCGUGUGCAGAUCGCCUUGA